Homarus americanus (American lobster) is the source of this 1585-nucleotide messenger RNA. Its product is annotated as maltase-glucoamylase, intestinal-like. Bases 314 to 1210 code for a protein of 298 amino acids. The record is from RefSeq and is a predicted model, not a curated record. NCBI's taxonomy places the organism in Eukaryota, Metazoa, Arthropoda, Malacostraca, Decapoda, Nephropidae. The transcript has 8 exons. Gene Ontology annotation, molecular function: hydrolase activity, hydrolyzing O-glycosyl compounds.
UUCUUCUUCCUCCUCCUUCUCUUCCCACCCCUCCUCCUCCCCUCCCCCAACAGAGCGUCCGACCAACCAAACGCCCACUAGUCAUGAGCCAGUCUACACAGCCGGGGUCGUGAGCUCUGGGCGGCCACUUCGGAGGCUAUUACCCGCCGGACUUCGUGUCGCAGAAGAAGGGACUAGUACAGAUAUUGGAGAUGGGGCUCUACGGUGUACCCCUCGUCGAGUACCCAUCUGUGGCAGUAUCGACGACACGAAAGAGGAGCUGAGGACAGAAUGGUGUCUCAGAGGCCACCAAUCAGCUGCCUUUUGGCCAUUCAUGAUGAGUUACAAUGAGUAUGGCCACGCCCCCAGGAACCCACCCAACUUCGACGGGGGCUUUACUCGCCAGCUCACGUAUUUCAUCAGGCAGAGGUACAUGAUCUUGCCCUACCUGUACACCCUCUUCUAUCAAGCUCACCUGAAUGGAUCACCUGUAGCGAGACCCCUCUUCUACGAGUUCCCUGGCGAUAUGGGUUCACGGGAGAUCUCGUCACAAUUCCUGCUGGGGGAGCACCUGCUCGUGUCUCCAGUGUUCCAGUCUCUGGAGAAUGGUACCAGCGUCCAGCUCAAAGUUCAUUUUCCUCCUGGCUGCUGGUACAAUUGGUACUCAGGGUCAAUCAUCUCGGACAGCUACAACGGCACGGACCAGACCAUCGCUACACUCCUCAGCGACCUUAAUGUGAACGUGAGAGGCGGCGCUGUCAUCCCCCUUCAAGGUAGAUUAGAGAACUUCAUCAACACCACAGCUGACGUGUCACAGCAGCCCUUCUACCUGCUUGUCGCUCUCACCUGCCCUUCCUCCACACCUAAUGACAUACAACAAGGAUUCAAUACCUCUGCUAAAGGUAUGUUGUAUGUUGACGACGGGAUUACACCUGUGGACCAGAACCCACCUGUAGAAAACCUGGAUAUGAAGGUAGACAACAACCAACUAUCCGUGACCCGCCUUCCUCCUCCUGCGGCAGGGAACCCGAAUGGCCUAUGCGACCACCCUACUAACCUUUCUACCUCCAUCAACAAAGUCAUUGUCUACGGCGCUCCGAAGGUGACCAAGUUGUUCGUGGAUGGCGCCAUACAUAACUUCACGCAGACGGAUGACACACUGGCUCUCCACAUAAAAGACAUCAACUACGACUGGUGUGUCUCCUCUCAGCUCAAUAUUACCUGGGUGUGAGGCUUCGAUCUCUACUUGUGGCAGGAGACGAGUUAAUGGUCAUCUGGUAAACAUCGUCUCAUCACCUGGAAAUAAUUCAUUAGAUAAUACUUUGUGACAUGUAAUUAUUAUGUAUAUUUUAGUAUAAUGAUUUAAUGAUAUGAUCUCGUCUUUAGUGUUGUGGUUGUGAUUAUAAACAAUUGUCAGACUUCAUAUAGCGAUUACACCUGUCUAUUACCUGAACAACAUAAGGUGUGAUAAUUUUUAAACUUAAUUAGUAUUUGUAUAUUAUCUUCACUAUUUAAAUGUUUGUAGACGUACCUGUACUUGUCUUUAUACCUGGACCUUCACUUGUUGUUUUUUGAAUUUACAAAUAAAAUUAAUUACUUAAGAAAA